Xiphophorus couchianus (Monterrey platyfish) is the source of this 12961-nucleotide messenger RNA. RefSeq names its product potassium voltage-gated channel, shaker-related subfamily, member 4 (gene kcna4). The transcript has 3 exons. The record is from RefSeq and is a predicted model, not a curated record. Gene Ontology annotation, cellular component: voltage-gated potassium channel complex; dendritic spine; membrane. Gene Ontology annotation, biological process: action potential; potassium ion transmembrane transport; protein homooligomerization. The coding region runs from base 2188 to 4230 and encodes 680 amino acids. Gene Ontology annotation, molecular function: potassium ion binding; delayed rectifier potassium channel activity; protein binding. Lineage: Eukaryota; Metazoa; Chordata; Actinopteri; Cyprinodontiformes; Poeciliidae.
UAAUUUGACAAAGGGCAAAAAACCUUAGGUUGUAUGAAUAUUAUUAUACUAAUACUACUAUAUUUUCACCUUUAGAAUGACUGUGACCUAUAGCACCUUUUCAUUGGCUGCCAUUGUUUACUUUUAAACAUAAGUACAUUAUUACCAACAUUAUGUAGUAUUUUUAAGUUGCAUGCACAAAAAAGACAGUUAUGACUAAUGAAAUUAUAAAGGAGGAUUUUAAUUUUCACAAAUACCAACUGAGUAAUUUCACUUUCUAAACAGGUGAUAUUCCCAUUAGAGUGCUCUAUUAAUUAUACACCAGAGGGAGGGAGAAACAGUGGGCAGUAAUAGUGUUUACUCCCAGAAGUAAUGUUAAUGUAUGCAAAGAUUGUUAAAGCUUUAAAACAUGAAAAUAACCUUCACUGAGAUUAUUGGGAAUGUACAACAUACAUAACAGAUGUGAAUUUAAGAAUAUUAACAGUUUAAUGGAAAAACAGCUCAGUAAACAGGUAAAAUAAAUACUUUGUUUAAAUUCAAUAAAAAAAUAAGCAAGGCAACCUUAAGAUCUUACGAAUAAUUUCUAAAUAUGUUAUUUAUUAACCUGGCUUUAUAAAUAGUGAAUAAGUAUGAGACUUUUCAUUCAUUGAUGCAGAACCCCUUUUUGGCAGUUAGAUUAUAAUUUUUUAAAAUUAUUUUGUUAUUUUAAAGUGGUUCCUUAAAUAAUUACAGAUAAAGACCAAUUUGGAAGAAUGUAUGUGUGCAGGGUCAAAUGUUUAAAAAAAAAAGAAGAAGAAAUGCACACUCUAAAAUGACAAAAAAUCUAAUUGGUGCCUGGGAAAUUAAGGUGCAUUUUUAUUGAAAAGUGUACGUUGUACUCUACAAUCUUAUUUCGUAGGGAUGAACCCAAAGUAACGCAUAAGGUUUUUAGAGAGAAGACACCGGUUGCGACCUGAUCAAGGACAGAGCAGGCUCGGCUGUGAGACUGCAGCACGGUGCGCAGUGACCGGCUGCAUCCACUGGGGGAGGACCGAGCUCCGCCUGCAUGCGCUGCGGUACAUGAAUGACUUUCUCACUAAGACUCUCCAUCAUCACACACAAUGGGAGGGAUACAGGAGUAUAGGUAAGGCUACAGUGGCAGACAGACAGAUGUGUGAUGCUCAAGACUUAACCAUGGGGCCAUUUACCCUCGCCUGUGCCAAUGUAAACUUUUACCCACCCUCCUUUCUAUUCGCCGCUAUCGAGUUGAACUGUCUUUGAUGCCAACUCGCUGCUGGCACACCUGCUUUUGCUUUUUUUUCUCGUCUUGAUUGGUGUUGCCGGUACACCAGGAGCGACGCAGCACCAACAGGGGAUGAAGUGCCAAUAGAUCCUGUUGAAUUGAGGCACGGCGUCGAGACGCAGCCAAAAAAAGUGUCCUCCUCAGAGUGCGUCAGAGCACGGAUGUAUAUGCUGGAUGUAGAUGUGGAUAUGGUUGCCCGCCGGAUACGACGAGGGAUUUGUGAUAUUACACCCCAAAAUCAAGAAGAGGAUUUGAGCACAGACGGAGAGCUGCAUCCUCACCCAGCAUUCCUCCGCCUUCUCCUCUUCCAUCUGAUUUGUUUGUAGGGGGGACAGAGGCUAUUUCUUUUGGCCCCCCAUUUAAAUCUGCUGAGCGCAUCGGAGGAACAAAGUCAUUCAGAUUCAUCGGAGCUCCAAAACAUAAGAGCAAAGACCCAUAAAAAAUCUCAUCUCAUAAAAUGGCAACCAUGGGCGACCACGGAGGAUCAAAAGACGCCUUUUGGGGCUGAGAAAUUAACCACCUGAUGGGCACCAGAGAAACCGAAGAAAGACUGUUUGGGUGUCGCUUGUUGACUCGGUGAUUUAUCAUGCUGAGCAUAAAAGGGGCGCUGCAAGUUUGACACAGCGUCUGCGUAACAGGGUAUGCCACCGGCCCUGGUGUUUUUUGGUUAUGGUAAUGAUGUCAUAAAAUAUAUACUGGGCGCAACAAGAUAUGCUCAUCAAUGUUUUUUUUUUUUAUCAUGUAAGUAGCAAAGCGGACUCCAGCCAACAUGGACCUUACUGAGGUGUGUUUGUUAAUCUGACUUUCUAAACGAUUGAUGCCUCAGUCUCUCUGUGUCUGCGCGACAGAGCUGCAACUUUUAUCCGCUGGUCUGCAUCCCCCUUGACGAGGGUUCUGUAGCCUUCGCGGACCGAACCUUUACAAAAAUGGAGUUUGCCAUGGUGGGUGCGGACGGCGGGUGCAACAGUCACCUGCCAUAUGGAUAUGCCCAAGCCCGCGCGCGGGAGAGGGAGCGCGAGAGGGAGCGCCAGGCUGCCCAGUCGAGAGCGGCGGCGGCGGCCGCGGCUGCAGCAGCCGACGGUGGCUCCUGUGCGGAGGGAGGCGCGGGGGGGCCCACCUCCGCCACCUCCUCGGGCGCUCAUCUCCUUAACAACCGCCAACAUCAGUCUCGCGCCGCCUCCUCCUCCGCUAACAUCAGCAGCAGCGGCGCCGCCUCGCGCCCCUCCUCCUCCUCGCAGCAGGAGCCCGAACAGCAACAGCAGCACAGAGUUCUCAGAGAGCGGAAAAAGCAGCGCGGCGUCGGUCGGUGGAGGCGCAACCGGAGCACUCUCGGAGGGGACUUGCGCCACUCGGAGCUGGCGCUGCUCGGAUCCGAGGAGGACAUCAUGAUAGAGGAGGAAGAGGCCGAGGGAGCGGAGGAAGAGGAGGAGGAGGUGGAGGGGGGAGAGGCGGCGGAGGGCGGCCGAGGGAGCAAGAGGUCGAGCUUUCUGUGCAACAUGGAUGAUGAGGAGGAGACCGUGUCUAUCACAGACAGGCGUCCCCAGUCCGGAUACGAGAACGUUUACAGCGAGUGCGGCUGCUGUGAGAGGGUCGUCAUCAACGUGUCGGGGCUGAAGUUUGAAACUCAGCUGAAGACGCUCACUCAGUUCCCGGACACCCUCCUGGGAGACCCCGACAAGCGAAUCAGGUACUUUGACCCGCUGAGGAAUGAAUACUUCUUCGACAGGAACCGGCCGAGUUUUGACGCCAUUCUUUACUAUUACCAGUCAGGAGGGCGGUUAAAAAGACCUGUCAACGUCCCGUUUGACAUCUUUUCCGAGGAGGUAAAGUUUUAUGAACUCGGCGAGGAGGCGAUACUGAAGUUUCGGGAGGAUGAGGGGUUUGUGAAGGAGGAGGAGAAACCUCUGCCGGAGGACGAGUUCAAGCGCCAGAUUUGGCUCCUUUUUGAGUAUCCAGAGAGUUCGAGUCCUGCCAGGGGCAUAGCGGUGGUGUCUGUCCUGGUCAUAGUCAUUUCUAUUGUCAUUUUCUGUCUGGAGACGCUGCCCGAGUUCAGGGAUGAAAAAGAGUAUCUGCAGCCACGCCACAACUCCUCUCAGCCUGACCACGGAUUUACACCUUUCAAUGACCCGUUUUUCAUCGUGGAGACGGUCUGCAUCAUCUGGUUCUCCUUUGAGAUUAUAGUUCGAUUUUUUGCGAGUCCAAGCAAGACAGCUUUCUUUAAAAAUAUAAUGAACUCCAUAGAUAUCGUGUCCAUUUUGCCUUACUUCAUAACCCUCGGCACGGACCUGGCGCAGCACCAGGGCAACGGGCAGCAGGCGAUGAGCUUCGCCAUCCUGAGAAUAAUCCGCCUGGUCAGGGUGUUCCGCAUCUUCAAACUAUCCAGACACUCCAAGGGGCUGCAGAUCCUGGGGCAUACCUUGCGCGCCAGCAUGCGGGAGCUGGCCCUCCUCAUUUUUUUUCUUGUAAUAGGCGUCAUCCUGUUCUCCAGCGCGGUGUACUUCGCCGAGGCGGACGAGCCCACCUCGCAGUUCACGAGCAUCCCCGACGCUUUCUGGUGGGCCGUGGUUACCAUGACCACGGUGGGCUACGGCGACAUGAAGCCAAUCACUGUCGGUGGGAAGAUAGUGGGCUCCCUUUGCGCGAUCGCGGGCGUGUUGACCAUCGCGCUCCCGGUGCCCGUAAUAGUGUCCAACUUUAACUACUUUUAUCACCGGGAGACGGACAACGAGGACCAGUCGCCCGUGGUGGAGAGCAUGCCACCGGGCUGCCCGUACUUCCCGGAUUUUCUUAGGAAGUUCAAAGGCUCGCCGUCUGGCUCCUCGCUGGGUGACAAAGGGGAGUACAUGGAGAUGGAGGAGGGGGUGACGGAGUCGCUCUGCGGGUUGGACAAAAGCCCCAGUAAAGGAAAUGGCACAGACAUAAGUAGAAAAAACAGUACUAACUCGAAAUCAAUUCAGACUGACGUGUGACUAAGAGUUUUAUUUUAUUAUUUUCUAAACAAGAUACACAUCCGAUUAAAGACUCUUCUCCUUCUGGCCAGCAGCAGCUGAUUCAUACCCCCAAUAGGCCUAUAUACGUUUUACCCACGCCUCAGAGACCCCUCACACACACUUUCACACUCAUAGGCCACCAAUUGGCACCUUAAUAGCAUCCAUGCCUAAAUUUGCCUGAUAGACACAGAUAUAUCCGUUUAUCCAGUGUGGGCUUCCAAAUCUGACAUGGAAUCUAAAUUAGACAACAGGCUAUGCAUUCGCACUUUAUGACUUUCAUCUGUCACAUCACAGGGGUAGGGAUGGUCGUUUUUUGCUGUUAUGCAAUAAAGUUAAAAUUUGUUUGCACUAUAACGUAGAAUUUGCGCUGGGUUAGAGACAGUAACUGUAGGCCAUUCAGAUGGCAACAUUGUAGUCAUCCUCUGCUCACCUGGAUACAGAAUGUAUGAGUAGAGAAAAGGGGAAACUAUUUCACUUAGUCUGCCAGAAAACAAAAAUGUAAAACAGCUCUAUUUACAUAAAAAGCCUAAGAAAGAAUACUUUUAUCUUUGUUCAUUUAAAAUACUCAAACAAAAAUGACCUACACAUUGAUGAGAUAUGUCAUAACGUAGGCAUUAAAUAAACCAGGGCUAUAUUGAAAUAAGCUGUUCCUUAAGAGGCCAAAAAUAAUAAUAAAAAAAGACCCACAAUGAGAGCUAAGCACAGGUGUCAUCAUUGUUUAAAAUGGCUGAAGAAGUCACCCAGCCCAGGUUUUCUAUGAACGCUCUUAAAGCCUCGGCUGCAACAUUUAUUUUUUUUCAUUAAAAGCACCUCAAAAUGACAAUAUCCCUUUACAAAGAUGAAUAUGGAAAGUUACAGGACUCUGACGUGGGAACUCUUUAAAAGGAGAGAUUAUGAGCAAUUUUCUCGCCUUUCUGCUGGACUCAGUGCACAAAAAGGUAUAUAUAUAUAUAUUUAUAUAUAUACCUAUAUAUUUUUUUUUUGCUCAAGAGGACUUUGAUUAUCUCCGAGCACAGAAGAUAAUCAGGCUGUGGAUGUCUUCCAAGCGCUGCCAGUUACAGAGAGAGGGAAUAUCCCCCCCGUCUCUGGAGAGUGCAGACAACAAGCAAAACAUUGUGACCAGUCAACUUCAAGCACUAGUGGACACUGAAAAAAGCAACAACCAGACGGGACCUCGAACAAAUUCUGAGAAGCAGGGACGAAAGCUGCUGUAAUCCGUCAGUACACAAACCCUCAAAGGGUUGAGACCGGACUUGGAAAAAGAGUAAGUCGUGGCCCCAAAUGAUUGCCUUAAUUACACAUAUAUAAAUGUAUGGAGUGAUGACACUAAGAGACUUAUAAAAUUUAAAGAUGUUUUCUUUUGAUGUGAAAAAGUGUCUUGUAAGGAACAGAUGUGAAUAUUUUAAUAUGAUAGAGAUGUUCGGUUGUAAUGUCGACAUUACGUUUUAGCUGGGUCGGCUUUGUAGGCAUCAUAGGUUCUUAAACAGUAUGUUGGCUGUCUGCUCUUAUGCGGACAGUACACAUUUAUUUUUCUUGUUACAUAUUGUCAACAGAACAAGGCUGGCCUGUGUUGCUGGCAACAGAAAUCUUGAUUUAUAUUCAUAACACAAGAAAAUCCUCAUUUAGACGAUGUAUAAAGUUAUGGGAGAGAGCACAGCACACGGAAAUACAUCGGAAGAGCAUCUUCUUUUAUCAAGAUCCACUUACACUAAAGCAAAGAUGUCAGUCACAUAAACACCUGUCAUAAAUAUCUGCCACAUUCACUUUCUAUCAGGGUGAAAUGGCAGACGAAACUCGGCGAGUUUUCACCUUCCGGUUUAUUGAUGAGAUAAAAUACUUUACUCUUUUUCCUUUUUUUUUCUAAGAUUCAAAUUUAGAGCUGACCAGCUGCUUUGCUGAUAUGUUUCACUCUGAAUUUACUGUAUGCAAAAGUAACAUGAACAUGUGUUCUAUAUUUUUUUAAACCUAGCCUUGAUAAUUACAUAACCAAAGGUGAAACCCUGAAUUUAUUGUAUGUUGUGGACUUCUGAAAACGUUAUGAUAUAGAUGCACUCCGAAUAGGGGGGGAUUAAAAAAAAAAGUAAAUAUCAGACGUUUAUACAUGUGUGUCCGAAGAUGUGUUGCAGGUACAGUAAUUUUUUUUUUAGACUUUUUUUUUUACUUUCUUUGACUGUUAUGACCAUCAACCACAAGAAUCUAUGUUUGGUUUGUUGAAAACAUGAUAAAAUCACAUUCCUCAUGUUACUAAUGCUGCUCAAACAUUCUUCAUUGCUGUUGAUUUUUUUUCUUGCAUUUUUCUUGCAGUAGUACAUGAGUUUGCCAAUCAUUGUGCAGCUUUAUCUGAAAACCAUUGGACUUAGUUACAUCUCUUAGACCUGCAACGUUGCCUGUGAAUGAAAUGAGUAGAAAAAUCAGCUGCCCUUACCAGUAGUACUAAGUGAUAGCUCAUAUUUAUUUUUUAUAAAGACAGUGUUUUAUUUCCUUAUUUUUUUCUUUUCCAUACAGUGUUAGUUACCCUGGCACUUAAAAGCUUGAAUUUAGACUUCUUAAACUUAGUGUUUCCUAAAGAAAAUCCAAAGUUCACAUUCCUGCUCUUUCUGAGAAUUUGUAUUUGUACUUGCCUCUUAAAUUGUAUCCCUCAAAAAAAAGAAAAAAAUGUUUACUGAAUGUUCCAAAUAUUUCCUUAGUGUCAAGAAGCUUGUAACCAAGAAAUAGUUUUAAAAUAAAUGUUAGGUAGUUUACAAAGAAAAUCAUUAUGGAGAAGAUGUAUAUUGAAAAGACGUAGACAAUUAUUUUUUUGUCAUUUUGUUAAUAAAAUCUUUUUUUUUAACCAAGACCCAGGGUUUAUUCAAUGAAGAGAAAAUUAAUUUCUUCCCCAAAAUACAAAUGAUAUAGAAAAUAAAACAUGAAAACAGCAAGAGAUUAUACUAUAUAAUAUUGAGAAUUUUCUUCCACUGAAAAAUAAAAAAUGUAACAUUGAUCCCGGUAUAGUUAAUAAAAGAUGAGUAACAUGAGCAAAACUGAGAAACAUUUUGUGUCAUAAAUAUCUGACAUGAAACAUUAGGGUUAUGGUGUUGGCACUGUUUGCUUCUGCCACUGUUUAUGUCUGGUAUUAGCACAUCUGAUAAUAUAUUUACCUGUCAAAAUAUUAUUAGUGAUUGGUACAUCAUCACAAGAAUAAUGCAGAGUAAUACUCUUAGUCUAUUAUGGUCACUGCAGAUUAAACUGUAUUUUGGCAAAAAAAAAAAACAAUGUCAAGUUGUGAACAGUUUAAUUUGAAUCAACAACAAAAGAACCAAAAUGAUGUCAUCAUUUCAAAAUUUGAACUUUUUAAAAGUUGAAAUUUUAAGAUAAAUAUGUCCCUCAGUUUUUGUAAAACCUGUGGAAAGUUAUGAUGCAAAAUCAACUUAUUUCCUUCAUUAAAAGGGAAACGAUCUGCCUUGUAAACAAGGGGCUAGGCUGAUAUUGUUUUAUAUAAACAUCACAGGAAACGUUUGAAAUUGAGAUAAGAACAAUUUCCAGGUUUGGAUAGAAAGUGUAAUUUGUUCAGUCUAACUAUGAAUAUGCUCAUGUAUAAAAUUAUUUUUAUUAGUGUUUGGGAAUUUAAAAACAUUUACCAACUGAUGAUUUGGCUCAUUUGAAAUGUUUUAUUCCAAGUAAAAUUUUGUUAAUCAAAAUUUUGACAAUAAUUUUUACCAUAAAUGUAAUAUAUGAAAAAUCACUUAUGUUUACAUUCACCUUAUGUUCCCAAUGGGAUUUCUCUGAACUUCAACUCCAAAUAGCAAAUGAGAAGCGGACUUUGAGGGAAUGUUUAGCCAGUAUUGUAUUCUCCAUUCAGGAGUGUGGAGCACAAACCGCAGCUUCAGUCUUGCAGAUAACAACACACUUACAUAUGGCUGACAAAUAUUACACAGUAUUAUUUUUAAAAAAUGGGCACCUAAUCUUUGACUUGCAGAACAAUAUCACAAUCAGAGUAGCCUUAUAUUUAACUGGUGGUCGUUAGAGUUGUGAUACAACCAAGCUGUUUCUUAAAAGCUAAUAUUUGAGUCAAAGCACCUCAUUAAAAAAAUCAACCACAUCCUGUCUACAGGACAUAUUAGAAAAAGAAUAAUCCGACUCAUGUAGUUCUCAUUUUUUGAAUGGCAACAUAACCGGGGUGUGAAAAUAUGUUCAGAAUUGAUUUUGUUCAACUGAUCUUCUCACAUUAUGCACCUCCAGUAUGAGCUGUUUGACACCAGUAUUGGCUCCCUAAAUCCCAUCAGCUCCGGUCGAGGAGCAGGACAUAACCUGAGGAUUGAAAUCUGAACAUUUGCUCCCCCGGUGCUUAGAGACCUUAAACGGUGAUAUCACACCAACACUAAACUGUGCCUGGGAGGCACCUACUUAACACAUCUUAAGGUACAAAUGAUUCAGCUACAGCUUCAUAUCCCCACAUGGGAGGGUAAGCCUAAGAGUAACAUGCCCACAGGUUAGGAGAUUCAACAAGAACAUGACCAGCCUGGGAAUUGAUCCUCCAGUCAAGCGGAACAAACAAUCUGGAUAGCCUCUAACCGAUUUCCUUUAUCUGUGAAUUAAAAUAAUUUGUCAGGUUGUGGGGCUGCAGUGGCGCUGAUGCAUGGCUCACUUACACCUGCUUUAAUAAGUGGUAGAGUUGCAACAAAGAGAGGAUUCAUGCUAAGUCAUACAAAGGAGACAGAGCAUUCCAAGGGCUGAUAGUGUCUUUGGGCUGCAGGGAGCAAAAAGCAUAGACGCUAAAUUAAAAGGAGAUAUUUAUCCAGAACAUCUCAUGAGUCGAAGGUGAAUAUGAUUUUGUAUGCCAGUGCUGCUAAAUCAUCAGCGCAAUUAAUGAUAAUUGGUGUGAAUGAGCAAAUAAUCCAAUAAGGUGUGAAGGCUGAGAUGUAAACAUCUUAAAUCAGAACUACUAUCAGACAUUAACUUAAUAGAUUUAAAUUAAUAAGUUAACAAAUACAAAAAAACACCUUGCUGAAGAUUUGUUUAACAAUCAGAAAAGUGUUUUUUCUGUUGAAUAAAGGUUUUAUAUUUUCCUUGAGAACAUUUAUAGGAUCCCAGAGUGUUAUUUAAAUAUUUAAUUCUGACAGUUAAACUGUCAACAAAUAAAAUAAAAAUGAUCCCAAAUGAUCCAAAGGAAGUCAUGAAAAUGUUAUGUUUUUGCCAGAAAUUUAAAUAUGUGCUAUAUAAUGUGAUAAGGUCUUAUUUUGUCUUAAAUAAACUGACAAAAUGGGAUAUGUUUUCUUUCUACGCAGCCAGUUCUGUAACCUGCUCUAAAAUGCCUUAUUAUUGACAUUCUCUACAGCAGAUAGACUGCAUGAAUUGAAAGUACUGCAGUAGUCUGAGCAUAAAAGCUAAUGUAACAGCCUUAGAGAAGUGUUGUCUUGACAUCAGAAUAAAAUCACACCUGUCUGGAAAGUCUUCUGAAAUGCAAAAUGGCGACACGAGUUGAAUUUGUAAUGAAGUACAAUACAGUUUGAUAGGAAACCUUUCAGAUUGCUUUUAACAAUUUAUCUCCUGCAGAGCACAGUCACUGCUGCAAAUACUGUCCAGAGGCUGGAUGCUUGCAUUUAAUCUACAUGAAUUCAUAUAAAAAUGCUAUUUAUUAGUUUACUAAAAAUACAUGGUAAUGAAGGACGUUACUGCUAAAGCAUCAGUCAAGUAAAACCUGGGACAUGUUUGAGGCUCUAUGGAGAAAACAGUUGACUUUUUCCACAGAGUGCAACAUUUUUAUGAAAUGAGGAGCACAGGUUUGAAACAGUGAACUAAUGUGUGCUUUGAAAACAAAAGUAGCUAUGAAAACAGAAGCAUAUCUUAUCACAGCACCUGUCCUCAGCCCUUUGUGUCUGCUUAGUAUUGAAGCUAAUGUGAAAUAACUUAAUUACACUGGCCUCCCUAUGUCAAGCUUUGAGAUUUCCCUCUUACAAGAAAUGGUGAAUCAAGUAGGUUUCUCCCUGUAGACACAAAUAAAGCGACACAAACCGCACCUAGAGUUACUAAGCCAUUAGUCUAAGAAAAGUGAGAAAUAUCAACUGCUUGCUGACUGAGAAAACUGUGUUUUUGUUUUGGCUGUAAACUGAGUUUCUCUAAUUGUGGGUCAAAUAAAAAGCAACUGAAGUUCAUUGACUUUAGCAGUUAGGGUGACAAAAUUUACAAAUCUUUUCAAAAUUUGAAAUAUCUUGAGAGACGACACAAGUAAGAGUCGUACCUUGAAGCACUAAUAAACUAAAAACAGGUUGCAAUUAUAGUGCAGUUUGUUCAAAUGCCUUUUAAAAGUAUUCUUAAUUCUUGAACUUUUUCAGUAUGUUACAUUACAAUCAAACAUGUUGUUUUUUUUUUAACGGUACAUCUGGAAAGUAUUCACACUGCUUCACUGUUUCUGCACAUUUUGUUACAUUGCAACCUUACUCCAUAUUGUAUUACAAUGAUCUCUUUUCUUAAAAUUAUAUAAACAAAUAUCCCACUAUGAUAAUGUGGAAAAGAAGUUUUGAGAUUUUUGCAUAUUUUGUAAAAAUAGAAAACCAAGAAAUCACAUUUAUGUAAGAAUUCAGUGCCUUAUGACAUUUUUACAGCCUAAAUGGAGUCCACCUGUGGUAAAUUUAUUUGAUUGCACUUGAUUUGGAAAGGUAUACACCUGUCUAUAUAAGGUCCCAUAGUUGACGGUGCAGGUCUGAGGUCAAACAUGAAAUAUUCAAUCAAAGGAAUUGUCUGUAGACUAAGAUUGUUUUGAGGCACAACGUGAGGCACUGAAAGAUUGUGAGAAGGGCCUUCAUUGCAGAGGUGACCGCUGGAGUUCUCUGAAAAUGACUGAUUGACUCCUUCCUUCCAACCUGUUGGAGCUUUAGAAGAGCUGAAAAGAAGAAAGAGCCAAUUUAACUAAAGACUGUUGUGCUUAGUUUGUCAUUGCUGCCAUAAAUGACAGAAAGACUGAAUACUUAUGUAAAUAUAUAUUUUUUCUAUUUCUAACAUUUGCAAAUACCUCCUAAGCUUUUUUCCACUUGUGUGUAGAAUUUUGAGGAAAGAGAUUAAUUUAUUACAAUUUGGAAGAAAGCUGAAACAAAAUGUGGAAAAAGUGAAGUGCUGCUGUGAAUACUAUCUGGGUACUCUGUAACCUAAAUUCAGUGGAAUUAAAUGGAAAAUGUCUGUGCACACCAAUUUUCAAGUCUAUUCCUAAAUUAUGUAGGUCUGGAGUUUGACUGGGAAAUGGUAACGCAUUGAUAUACUUGGAUCUUGUCCAUUUUAGCUAAAUGUCUAGAGUCUUCUUGUUAACAAGUGAACCUCCAUCCAAGUCUUCUGAUGCCUUUAACUGUUUUUUCUGGGAGUGGCCUGUAUUUGUGUCUCACAUUAACUCUAAUCAGUUUCUCUGUUCCUGCUAUAGAAAAGCUCCCCAAUAACAUGAUGGUGUCAGCACCAUUUUUGACCAUUUUUCAGCAAUGGUGAAAAAUGGUCAACUUAUAAGUUGCGUCAAUAGAAAGUUAAUUGUUUCCAAAUCUGGCAUGCUUUUGGAACCAAUUAACUUCCAUCAACUGAGAUCUUUUCAGAUUUUAUUAGUAAAAAAACACCCCAAACAAACAAAAAAAAAACCCAGAAAAAAUAGAAAACCAUAGAUCUGUUUCUUUCCACUUGACAACUGUGAAAAAGUUCAAAGAGUUGGAAUACUUCAUACUCACUAUACUUUUUACCAAAAAAAGAAAAGAAUCACUUCUAUGAUUUAAUUUACAUGCAUUCAGCUGUUUUCUCUUGCUGUAAAAUUAGUUUUUGUGCACAUGUGCUGUUGAAGCUGUAGCAGAUGUUGCCUUCAUUUAAUUGCAUUUUGUCUAUUAGCAUGUUUUCUCAUUUACAGACUGAGAGCUUAAUGAAGGAGGGCCGGUGUGUGUAAAUGAUAGAAAGUUGCACACAUAGUAAACACAAAUGAACAAUGUAUAUUUUUACUUUUUAAUCCGAAAAGAAAAAAAGUGGGACAAGCAAACCAAUAAUCAUCAUCUUUCUAUGCAAACUAGUGCAGUUUGGUCAGCCAAGGCUACAAUCAUAUUUACAUUAUGAUUGAAAUCCAGCAUAUCUAUCAUCAUUAAUGAUUCUCGUGGUCGUUUUGAAUGCCCAGAAGUAAACAGUUCUUUAAGAGAUUGCUGUAGAUGUUCUGUGAUGGAAAUUAUUUCAGUUUGUGGGACAGUAAAGGUGGUGGGUGCAUUUAUUUUCAAUGUUCCUACUUCACUUCUGUGCGCGCCUAAUAAUCAAACUGUUCAUUUGUCACCGUCACUCAAAAAAUAUCAUCAGUCAGCAACAGAAAAACAACAAAAUGAGUAUAAAUGAACUUGUAAAAUACUUCUACAGUUCAGGUGUUGAGAAUUAUUCAUGUGCGUUUUGCCCAGCCUUGCUUUUAUUCUGCAUGAUGCUUUGUUUUGAGAAAUAUGCAUUCUAACCCAAGGUAUGUUUGUAUUCUUUUCCAACGAGGGUGCUCCUCUUCUUCCCUUUCUCUGUAUCUCUGGAGCUCGUCACUUCUGACCUUAAUUCUCUUGUUCUGUUUCCUUCAUUUUGUUUUAUUUCUUUAUUUUUGGUGGGGUAAACCUUCCAACUUCUGGAUUUUCUACAUUCAUAACAUUUUGUAGACAGCAAUAUGAGAUGUGAUUGAAAAUGGAAUAUGUGCAAUGUUGAUUAAAGAAAAAUAUAAUAUAUUCAAUAAAAAUUCAGAAAAUAAAACAGU